This is a messenger RNA of Cyclocybe aegerita, 1821 nucleotides long. The record is from the annotation of a GenBank genome assembly. Lineage: Eukaryota; Fungi; Basidiomycota; Agaricomycetes; Agaricales; Hemipholiotaceae.
AUGUCAGAUCCUCCAACGACGACCGAAGCCCAGGACAUAGAAUCGGAGAACCGUAAGUCCUGUGAACGACUUCCGGAAACGAAAGAACGAUCUUCUGCCACAAUUUCUUCCACAUUCCAACCACGACCCACUCGAUUACCAUGGCUUAGACGCCUCGGAUCGGGCAUCAUCCUCGACGUGCGCGCCCGAGCGCCAUGGUACCUCAGUGACUGGACAGAUGCAUGGAACUAUCGCGUAGUCCCAGCUACUGCUCUUAUAUUCUUUGCAAACGUACUGCCAGGCAUUGCUUUCUCGCUAGAUCUCAUAGAAACAACAGAGCAAUAUGGUGUGGCAGAGGUCCUCAUGUCCUCUUUCAUGGCUGCGUUUAUAUUUUCUGUCUUUGGCGCACAACCUCUCACUAUCGCAGGUGUUACUGGCCCUAUCACCGUCUUUAACAAGACCAUCUUUGACAUUCUUGAACGAGAGCCCAAUCCCCCAAACUACCUCCAUUUUAUCGGCUGGGUCUACCUUUGGGGUGCCAUAUUGCACUGGAUUACUGCAGUCCUGAACUGGUGCAAUUUCCUAAAGUAUGUCACCCUAUUCUCCUGCGACACCUUUGGAUUCUACGUCUCCUGGGUCUACCUCCAAUAUGGGAUCCAAGUGCUCACCCGUCAAUUCGUUCCGGUCGAUUCCCCUGGCGCGCAGGGGGUCCUGGUCUCUAUCAUACUCGCUAUCCUCAUGCUUGUCACAGCGUUCCUGUUCGAAUCGAUGGCACAGACACCCUACUUCCAUCGACAUGUCCGCCGCCUUCUUGCUGACUACGGGAUGCCUAUUUCUCUGGUCGCCGCUUCCGGGAUGGCGUAUUGGGGCCGGUUCAAUGCUGCCAACCCGUUAACGCUACCUGUUGGGAAGGCGUUCCAGGCCGCUGGAGGGAGGAGUUGGUUAGUGAAAUUCUGGGAGUUGGAAGGCAAAUGGGUAGGAAUCGCUUUGCCGUUCGGUAUUGUGCUAUGGAUACUGUUUUUCUUCGACCACAAUGUUUCUGCGUUGAUGGCCCAAGGAUCUGAGUUUCCUUUGCGCAAACCUCCCGGGUUUCACUACGAUUUCUUCUUGCUCGGUGUAACGACCUUCAUUGCCGGCCUCCUCGGCCUUCCAGCUCCCAAUGGAUUGAUACCUCAAGCACCGAUACACACCACCUCGCUUCUUGUGAUGGGACGGGCACCGAAAGACAAGAAAGAUGAAGAGGACCGCGACACUUCACGAACCCAGACACAUACAAGAUCGUCGAAUAGCGUCACAAAUAAUGACACUACAGCAGGUUCCAUCUUCCAUGAUUCCGAACCUCCUCCAGAUCCUACGGCGCGGCAUCGACAUGAAAUGCCUGUCGCAGUUGUCGAACAGCGUGUUUCAAACCUUGCCCAAGGCUGCUUGUGCCUUGUUCUGCUGACGGGACCUUUUCUGCACGUCUUGAACCUCAUUCCCCGUGGAGUUCUUGCCGGACUUUUCUGGUACAUGGGCGCCGAUGCGCUUAAAGGUAACGGCAUAACCAAGAAGAUCCUUCACCUCAUCCAGGAUAAAGCGCUAACCUCGAGGCAUGAACCGCUCCAACAAGUCCGAAAGUCACGAAUCAUUCUGUUCGUUGGCGUACAGCUCGUCGGUUUCGGAGCGACGUUCGCCAUCACGCAAACCAUCGCAGCGAUCGGGUUUCCCGUCAUUAUCAUGCUACUCCUACCACUUCGGACUUUGGUGAUCCCGAGAAUGCCGUUUACGAGAGAGGAACUCGCGAUCCUCGAUGGCCCAACUGCAUCGCCUUUCACGAUGGAAUCUGUAGGUGGCACGCUGUAA